Messenger RNA from Neltuma alba, 348 nucleotides. RefSeq lists its product as uncharacterized. The transcript has a single exon. Lineage: Eukaryota; Viridiplantae; Streptophyta; Magnoliopsida; Fabales; Fabaceae. The record is from RefSeq and is a predicted model, not a curated record. The coding region runs from base 1 to 348 and encodes 115 amino acids.
AUGGACAUGGAAGCUACUAUAAUUGAAAGAAAAAUGCAGAUACAAGAGUUAGAAGAAAUCAGACUUGAGGCAUAUGAGAAUUCAAGGAUGUAUAAGGAAAAGACAAAGCUCAUUCAUGAUAAAGGCAUCUUUAGGAAACAUUUUAAGGAGGGUGAUCGUGUUUUCUUAUUCAAGGCCAGAUUCAAGUUUAAACAAGGGAAGCUCAGUAUAAGAUGGGAUGGUCCAUAUACAGUUACCAAAGUGCAUGAUUUUGGCAUGUUGGAACUUCUGGCUGAGCAAAAUGGUUGCACAUUGAAGGUCAAUAGACAUUUGCUUAAGCUCUAUCAUGAAAACUCCCAGCCACCUUGA